Molecule: messenger RNA, 4163 nt
Organism: Chenopodium quinoa (quinoa)
Lineage: Eukaryota; Viridiplantae; Streptophyta; Magnoliopsida; Caryophyllales; Amaranthaceae
Product: alpha-glucosidase 2-like
Exons: 23
Coding region: 736-3870 (1044 amino acids)
Biological process (GO): carbohydrate metabolic process
Molecular function (GO): carbohydrate binding; hydrolase activity, hydrolyzing O-glycosyl compounds
Source: RefSeq, a predicted model, not a curated record
GUUAGUCUAAGAGGAAAGAGAAAAGCAGCAAACCCAACCUAAGCAACGAGCGAGAGAGAAGGAAUUCCCGAACUUGAGCAAAUAAUUAACCCAAGCCUAAGCAACGACUCUAGGAUCUCAAUCGGCGGCGAGUUUUAGACGGGCGACGAGUUUAGGAACUUUAGGCGACGGUGAAUGUGGUGCUGGUGCCGUGGGUAUCAACUGGUGGCUUCAACGGCUGAGCAAGUGGCUACUGGGGAAAUUACGAUGAAUAAAUCAAAAUUGGGGAAACCGAAUUAGAGUUUUGAUUUAGCUCAUCUUCAUCCCCUCUGAUUGUUGAACAAAACUUCAAAAAAGGUGGUCACUUGCAGCCUGUAACUAACCAUGGUUAACAAAGAUGAAACGUUCAUGAAAAGAGGCUUAACUGCCGUGAAGACCAACCUUGCAAGUUUAAUCUCACACAUGUGUUUACUUUGUCCACAUGUAAGCAAUCUAGCAUUUUCCAACUGAUGUGUCACAUGUUUUUGUGCAAAUAUUUACAAUAGUGCCAUCCGAUAAACAAAAGAUGUUUAUCUAGGAGAUAAAUGGGGGCUUCUGGUGAGGGGUAGCUCAAGUGGUUAGAGUUUUCCUCCCGAUUUCUGGAGAUCUUGGGAUCGAUUUUCACCCCGCCCUCGUGACUCUAAAAAAAAAAAAAAAAUGAAGGUGACCCCGUCAACAAAAAAAAAUAAUAAAAUAUAAAGAGAUCGACCUACAAAAAUGGCAGUUGGAGUUGGAGCAAUUUCACUUACUGCUUCUUCAACCUCUUCCUUGAAAUUGUGCUACUUCCAUCAUCGUCGUCGUCAUCAUUAUCGAUCAUCUUCAUUUUGUUUUCCAAGCUCUUGGAUCAAAAAAAUCAGUUGCUAUAAGCUUGCUUGUAGCAUGGAGGGAAUCGACAGGAAGGGAAUGACAAGUGAUGUCUGUUCCGGAACUAUGAUUUAUGAGCCUAUAUUAGAAGAAGGCGUCUUUCGAUUCGACUGCUCAUCUGAUGAUAGAAAUGCAGCAUUUCCUAGCCUCUCAUUUGUGGAUUCUAAAGUCAGAGACACACCUCUGAUGAGUGAAAAACUUCCUUUCUAUAUACCUACAUCUGAGUGCACUCUAGGGCAACAAGUUGUUCGGCUUCAGCUUCCUGUCGGUACAUCUUUUUAUGGAACUGGAGAAGUCAGUGGACAGCUUGAGAGGACAGGAAAGAGAGUCUUUACCUGGAAUACAGAUGCUUGGGGAUAUGGUCCGGGUACAACGUCUUUAUAUCAGUCACAUCCCUGGGUUCUGGCCGUUUUGCCAAAUGGGGAAACACUAGGUGUGCUUGCUGAUACAACACAACGCUGUGAGAUUGAUUUACGGAAGGAAUCUACCAUAAAGUUUGUUGCACCAUCAUCUUACCCUGUUAUCACAUUCGGGCCAUUUUCUUCCCCAACGCAGGUUCUGGUGUCUUUAUCUCAUGCAAUUGGAGCUGUCUUUAUGCCACCAAAGUGGUCACUUGGCUAUCAUCAAUGUCGAUGGAGCUAUGAUACUGAUAAACAAGUUCUUGAGGUUGCUAAAACUUUUCGAAAAAAGGACAUACCUUGUGAUGUGAUCUGGAUGGAUAUAGACUACAUGGAUGGUUUUCGUUGCUUCACUUUUGACGGUGAGCAUUUUUCAGACCCAAACUCGUUGGUGAAUGAUCUUCAUCUUAAUGGUUUCAAAGCUAUCUGGAUGCUUGAUCCUGGAAUCAAACAUGAAAAGGGUUACUUUGUUUAUGACAGUGGAACUAAAAACGAUGUCUGGAUCAAAACUGCUGAUGGGAAACCUUUUUUAGGUGAAGUAUGGCCUGGACCUUGUGUCUUCCCUGAUUUUACACAUUCAAAAGCUCGAUUAUGGUGGGCAGAUUUAGUGAAAGACUUCAUUUCCAAUGGUGUUGAUGGUAUAUGGAAUGAUAUGAAUGAACCAGCAAUAUUCAAGGUAGUGACAAAGACAAUGCCUGAGAGCAAUAUUCAUGAUGGGGAUCCUGAGUUAGGCGGCAGCCAAAAUCAUUCAUACUACCACAAUGUCUAUGGGAUGCUCAUGGCUAGAUCUACAUAUGAAGGCAUGAGAUUAGCAAAAGAAGAUAAGCGGCCAUUUGUUCUUACUCGAGCUGGAUUUAUAGGCAGCCAAAGGUAUGCUGCAACAUGGACUGGUGACAACCUUUCAACUUGGGAACACCUUCACAUGAGUGUUCCCAUGGUACUUCAAUUGAGCCUUAGUGGACAACCUCUUUCAGGUCCAGACAUAGGUGGAUUUGCUGGUAAUGCCACACCAAAGCUAUUUGGAAGGUGGAUGGGUAUUGGUGCCAUGUUUCCAUUUUGUCGCGGGCAUACUGAGAAGAGUACAGAUGACCAUGAACCUUGGGCUUUUGGUGAAGAGUGCGAGGAAGUGUGUCGUCUUGCUUUGAAGAGACGCUACCGGCUUAUACCACACAUAUAUACUUUAUUCUAUCUAGCACAUACGAGGGGAACUCCAAUUGCUUCACCAGCCUUUUUCGCAGAUCCAAAAGAUAUACACCUUCGUACAGUUGAGAAUUCUUUCCUGCUGGGACCACUUCUUAUACAUACAAGUACUUUGCAAGAUCAGGGGACAGACCAGAUACAGCCAGUGCUGCCUAAAGGCAUUUGGUUGAAGUUUGACUUUAAUGAUUCACAUCCGGACUUACCCUUGCUGUAUCUCAGAGGAGGAUCAAUAAUUCCCUUGGUCCCUCCACAUCAACAUGUUGGGGAAGCUAAGCCAACAGAUGACUUAACACUUCUUGUCGCUUUAGAUGAAAAUGGAAAAGCUGAAGGUGUACUAUUUGAAGAUGAUGGUGAUGGAUAUGAAUUCACUAGAGGGAAUUAUUUAUUAACUUAUUACACUGCUGAACUCCACUCUUCUGUCGUUACUAUAAAAGUUUCUAAAACUGAAGGAUCCUGGAAGAGGCCAAAACGUCGUCUGUGUGUGCAAUUGUUGCUUGGUGGAGGUGCAAUGAUUGAUUCCUGGGCCACUGAUGGAGAAGAAGUGCAGAUUACCAUGCCAUCAGAACAUGAAGUUUCUAACUUGGUCUCAGUCAGUCAGAAGCAGUAUCUGACUCGUAUAGAAACUGUGAAGCGUAUUCCAGAGGUUGAACAUACUGCAGGAAAGAAGGGUACUGAACUUUCAAUGACUCCUGUUGAACUAAAAGGUGGUGACUGGCUUCUUAGAGUGGUUCCCUGGAUUGGUGGUAGAAUUAUUGCAAUGGAGCAUCAUCCCACAGGAAUACAGUGGCUCCAUAGCAGGGUUGAAACUGAUGGCUACGAGGAGUACAGUGGCACAGAGUAUAGAUCUCCUGGAUGCACUGAGGAAUAUACUGUCAUUGAGCGAGAUCUUCAGCAAGCUGGAGAAGAAGAAGCCUUGUUAAUGGAAGGUGAUAUUGGUGGAGGGUUGAUCGUGGAGAGAUAUAUAUCUAUUCCAAAGACUGAACCCAAUGCUGUCCAAAUUGAAUCCAGUAUCAUAGGCCGAAAUGUUGGUGCUGGUUCUGGAGGAUUUUCAAGGCUUGUGUGCUUGCGUGUGCAUCCAACAUUUGCUCUCAUGCACCCUACAGAAUCAUUUGUAUCAUUUACCGCAGUUGAUGGAUCUAAGCAUCAGAUUCAUCCAGAGUCAGAUGAGUUGUCUUACGAGGGUGACCAGCGACCAAAUGGAGAAUGGGCACUAGUUGAUAAAUGUCUCGGUGUUAGUCUUGUCAGCCGGUUUGAUAUCAAAGAAGUUUACAAGUGUUUGAUCCACUGGGGUACAGGAACUGUUAAUAUGGAGCUCUGGUCAGAGCAAAGGCCUGUUUCUAAGCAAUCACCUCUAAGCAUAUCACAUGAAUACAGGGUGAACAUGACUUAGUACCUCGUAUCUUCUCCGUAAUCGUACAAAAAGCAGGAAAAGGAUCCAGAUAUCAAGUACCGCUGUACCGAGUGGUGUGUCUGGAUUCAUGCUCACAGCCUUUGCAUUGAUAUAAUGAAAAAUGAAUGUUUUGAAGUAACUAGAUUUAAUUAAUUAUGUUUUUUGUAAUAAUGACACAAGUGAAAAGUGCUUAAAUACCGUACCUUACUUGGUCAUUCUGAUGAACAAAUUCUCUCGCGGAUAGAUAUUUCAUUUGCCUAAUGCCUAUAUAUAGUGUUUAUAAAUUCCUAGUA